AUGUGUUCUUCAUCUAAGGGAUUGUUAAACUCAAACUUGGAUUCCGUUCUUCUUAAAUCUGGCAUCGGCGGCAUGUCUGGAACAGGGGAUUUGGAAUCGAAUGCGUCCGCUGCUUUUGAGAAGGUUCAGACAUGUGAAGCAACUCGUGAUGCUACCGAGCCCUCAAACACAAGAAAGCCCUCAAAGACAAGAAAGCCCUCAAACACAAGAAAGCCCUUAACAGUCAAAGAUGUUAUGUUAGAGAGAUUACCGUCUAAGAAUGAUCUCCAAAAGGGUGAUAUGUCAUUCAGGGGUGGUAAUUACAGGAGUUAUGCUAGUGUUGUUUCUGCACCUCUUCUUCCAUCCGGCUCCUUGGAAAAUCACAUAAAUCGGAUAAAACUCAAUUUAAGUGGACAAAGUGUGAAAGAUGGAAUUUAUUAUCUGAAAAAGCACCUUAUAUUUGGUGUAUAUUGUGGAACUCUGGGGCAUCUCCAUGUCAACACAGGACAUGACGGGUCGGAUCUAAAACAAGCGGUUACGGAUCUCUUAGAUGAUGAAGGUAUCAAGUGGGACCAGGAAAAAGACCCAGGAUGUGUCCUAAUCACAUUCGAUCGGGAGAAGAAAGAGUUGAAAUUCAAUAAAGGUGGUAGAAAUUCCGGUUGCUUUAUUUCGAUCGAUUGACAUUUCAAUGUGGUAUAAUAAUGAAACAAAUAUGAAGGUGUUUGCUUAUUUGAAGGAACUUGUGUUUAUGCUCUAUACAAGUGUAGUGUUUGUUAGCUUAUGUGGUAUUAAAACUUAAGUAUGCCCAUUACAUUAUGCAGUACCAAAACAUACUACAUUGAUUACUUUCUCUAAAAAUUAUUUUUAUAGUUUUUAUUAAAAAAUAUGACACAUGAAGAGAGAGGGAUAGAAAGAUAACCAUUUCCAUGGUUUAUGAUGGAGUCGGAAGAGAGAAAAACUUUGAUUUAUUUCAUUUAACUACUAGGGAAAAUCUUUUUCUUUUUCUGGCUUUCACCCAAAAAUGACAAACCCUUCAAUUUGUUUUCUAAUCAAGUGUCAAAUGCAAGCAAUAGCAGUUAGCAGAUUACUUUUAUUUAUUUCUAUAUUUUAGCAUAUUCCUUC
Messenger RNA from Lactuca virosa, 1101 nucleotides. The record is from the annotation of a GenBank genome assembly. NCBI's taxonomy places the organism in Eukaryota, Viridiplantae, Streptophyta, Magnoliopsida, Asterales, Asteraceae.